Molecule: messenger RNA, 3556 nt
Organism: Candoia aspera
Lineage: Eukaryota; Metazoa; Chordata; Lepidosauria; Squamata; Candoiidae
Gene: SHLD2
Product: shieldin complex subunit 2
Exons: 8
Coding region: 819-3440 (873 amino acids)
Biological process (GO): regulation of double-strand break repair via homologous recombination
Cellular component (GO): site of double-strand break; nucleus
Source: RefSeq, a predicted model, not a curated record
UUGUAUGUGUUUCAGUUCUUUGCAUAGAAUGAACAUCUGAAAUUUCUACCAGAGAUGUUGGAUUCCUGACUUCAAGUGGAUAUCUUCAUACCUCUACCAAAGUACAUUUUGCGUAAUUUUCAAAAAAUUCUUGAUGCAAGAAAUUGGUUCUUUGCACUUUGUAAUGUAAUACAAAGCAUGAAGACUUCAGUAAUGUGAAAAAUAGUCUGUGACUUCAACAGGGAAAUAUAAUUUGGAAAUUUUCAUCUUUGACUUUGUUUUCAUUUCACUGUGUCUGUGCUAUUGAACAAAAUUGGAUAUUUUACCAUAUGUUAAAAAAACAGCAACGUUUCAAGACAUCAGAGUGUAUAUUUUUAAAAAUUGUCACCUUUUUCUUUAUCAGUAUAAUUCUGUGAUAGGAUUCAGUGUUUUAGGAGGCGCUUUCGACAAUAAAUUAAACGAUAAAAGAGUAGAAUGCCUGUUGUAUUCUCUUGUGCUCUGAGAUUUUUAAAAUAGGAAGUAUAAUUUAAAAUUAAUUCUUAAAUACAGAGAAUAUGAGAUUCCAAGGAUUUUAAAAGGACUAUAAAUUCCAUGUUUAUAGUGUGUUGAUUAAAUCAAUCUGAGUAUUUUUAUGAAUAUUUAAUAUGUGCAUUUCCCCAAAAUCAAUGGAAGAAAUUUGUUUCUUGAAUAUUUUAUGACAGAUUAACAUUACCAUCCUUGAAUGAAUUAUUUGAAAAGCUGUAAAUGAGUAAAAAUUAUGUUUUAGGCACUACAUAUAAAAUGAACUAUUGUGUAUAUUACAUUAAGCUAAAUUUCCCCCAUAAUCAGAAUCCUGCGAAAUGUCCAGAACACCUCAAAUUCACAUGUUCUUUGGUGCACCCAUUCUUCCAACUGCUCCAAGAAGCUCUAAAGAAGAUAAAUGUUCUUUAGCUACUGAGGAGCCAUGGAGGGAACUCUAUCUUUCAGUUACCAAUGACACUUUUAACCUUUGCUCUGACCAUCAGACCACAAAUGAUGCAGUUUUGGUUGCCGAUUCCAAAGAUCACUUCCCAGCAAACUUCGAAAAAGAAUGUGGCUUAGUUGAUGCCUUUAUGACAGAUUGUGCAAUGUGUGUUGGAAGUGUCAAAUCCUUCAGCAAUGUAAAUAAGGUGCUGAGUGAAUCACCUGACAGAGGUUGUUCUGUCUGCGGUGAUAUAAGCGGAGGGAACCAGAAGAAACAUCUUGUGUGUCAACAAAGCAAACCAAUUUAUACUGAAGGAAAAGCUAGUUGUAUAGUACGUAACCAUCUUGAUACUUCUCCCUUGGUUUCUAAGAUGAAAGAAUUUAAAAAAUGUGUGGUAGAGACUCAUAAUCCAUCAUAUUUUCAGUGUGAACCUCAUCUACUCCCAAGCCAGUAUCUGAAAACGUGUUUGCAAAAAACAGAUGAAUCAAAAACUGAAAACCUACGAGAUACACAUGCAAAUCUUGACCUAUCAACAGACACUGAAUUCCUUAGUAUUCUGACUUUAAGCCAAGUAGCUCUCUUUUCAGGACGGUAUGUUGUAGGUCAAAAUGAAAUGCAAAACAAACCUAUAGCAGUGGAAGGAGUAGAAUUGGCCAUACCUUGUCAGGAAGAUGAAGCAGAUGCAGAACCCCUAGUUAAAUUAAAUGAAGAUGGUGACAUGGCUGCUAAAAAGGUUGACAUAAACUGUAAACCAGACUCUGACAAUUCUGUUGAACUCUUUGAUUCAGAUAACUCUGGUCAAGAUAAUUCAUAUUUGGAAGAAACUAGCUUUCAGGAAAAUACUUGUGUGUCCAUAGGUCCUCUAUAUUUACCUGUUAAGAAACUUGAUAAUGAAGGGCACCACCUUAUACCCCAGCAGAAAAGACCGCUGUGUUCUCAAGAAGACCACUGUGCUGAAAGAUCUCAAGUGUCUGAAGAUAAUGUAACUACUUCUCACUUUACUUUUGGAGAUGAGCAGCCAUCCAAAAGAACUAAAUUAGUUUGUUCCCCAGUCUGCCCAGUACAAAAAACUGAAAAAACGAGGAUCCCAGGAGCUGAAAAAGCUCAGAAGCAGCUCUCAUUGCUAAAAGACUGUGUUGCCAAAGGCUGGAAGUACUCCAUCUUGGUCCUGGUGCUGCAUCCUUGUCAUAUCAAAGAAGUCAAGCUAGGAACUGCCGUGUCCUCCAAAGUCCCCUUAGCCACAGUUGUCGUUUCCGAUCAGUCGGAAGUACAACGGAAGGUGGUGUUGUGGAGAGCAGCAGUGUUUUUAUCACUUGCCAUCUUUCCUGGAGAUAUCGUACUAUUCACAGAUCUUGUUGUUUAUGAGAACCACUGGGUUGGUGAAAUGAUGCUGCAGUCAACGUUUACCACCAGACUGUUGAAUCUUGGAAGCUGUUCAGCUAUUAAUCAGAAGGAAGUGUCACACGUAGUCGACAGUAAUAUUCUCCAGGAUCUGCUGACGUGUGUUUCUGCGAAGCAUGCCCCCCUUCAAGCUCUCCCUCCAAGGCGAAGGCAGAGUCUGGACCAGGUUCCACACAUUCUUCUAGGCCAGCUCAAACCAGAUACCUUGGUGCAUGCGGUACUGAAAAUCAUCAACAUCUCAGUGCUGACAGAAUCUAUGUAUAGCUUUAAAGGAGAAAAACAAAGAAAAAUUAUCUUAACGGUGGAACAAAUCAAGGAUCAGCCUUAUGCCUUGGUUGUCUGGGGAGAAGCAGCAGACCAGUGCCUUCACCUUCAAAGGAAAAAAGAUCAUAUUUGGGAAUUUAAAUAUCUCUUUGUAAAACACAGUCCUGUCUCUGGUGACUUGGAACUGCACACAACUCCCUGGUCGGUCCUGGAGUGCCUUUUUGAUGAUGAUCGAAGAGCUCUUGCCUUCAAAGAGAAGUUUGAAAAGAACGUGAAAGACUCAAUGAAGAUGACCACUCUUGCUACACAUCUAGAUGAGAAGUGUUCUGGAAUAAUCCAAGCGAAGGCCUGCGUUUCAAAGUUGAACUUUACGGGCGCGUGCUUGUCAUAUGGGCAGGCUGUCUUUGACGCUGAUACUUCGCUGCAGCACAUCUUCGCUUCUCUGCCUCUGAUCACCUACACGGGAUGUGCAAAAUGUGGCCGUGAACUCCAGGCAGACGAUAAUGAGAUCUACAACCAGUGCCUUGCCUGCUUACCUUUUAACAAAGUCAAAAUAUUCUACAGACCUGCUGUGAUGACCGUUGAGGAUGAGGGGUAUGAAAUCCCCGUCCGGGUGGGAUCCGAACUGAUGGAGAAGAUAUUCCUUAAUGUUCCAGCGGAAUGGCUGAAGAAGGCCAUAGAGCCUUCCUCAGAUACCACGUACGGGAUGAUCGUAGCCGACCUGUGCCACUCGCUGCUCACUGACCCAGAGGCCUCCUAUCUUCUAACCAUCAGGAGCCAUUUUGUCCUGGAUGAAAAUAGUUUUCCUCUGGAGAAAGAUUUCCAGCUCCUGAGUUUCCACCUUGAUCUCUGAAGCAGCCAUUUCUAAUGAGUUUCUUCAGUCAACUCCAUCCACAUCCACGUAAUGAUGUAAAAUGGGGGGAAAGUAAAUGUUUCUCCUGGAAUGGAUACAUUUUAUUUUUAUGAAUA